Molecule: messenger RNA, 456 nt
Organism: Haemonchus placei
Lineage: Eukaryota; Metazoa; Nematoda; Chromadorea; Rhabditida; Trichostrongylidae
Source: the annotation of a GenBank genome assembly
AUGAGUCUCAAAGAUGACAAAAAGGGCAAAGAUGAGAAUGGUCCAAGAAAGAGUGCAGAAAAAGUGAUCGCCAAUAAGAAGAGUCUCGAAGAGAAAAAAUCUACCGAACCAAGCAAGGAGAAGAGCAAAGAAGAACAAAUAAAGUCCAAAAUAAAAAAGACUGAUGCCGAUAGCCGCGGAAGCAGGAGAAUUCGCCUCUCCAGAGAAGCUAAAACGCAGUGGUAUGUGGUCGUUGGUGAUUGUGCUUUGACUAGACGUGGGCGCUGGAUUUUUGGUUGUGGCGCCUCUUGGAAUGGUGCUUAUUCCAGAAAAAUCACUCUCAGAAGAACUGGCAUCUGCGUUGAGAUCAGAGGUAACUUAGCACUUCCAAUGGUUAGCAGUAGCGUGGUCUGGGCCAAAUACUUGAGUGCAAGUUUACAGCUAUACUACUGUUGUCACCAGGCAAAGGUGGUGUAG